AAGUCCCCACCGCGGCGGCUCGCCGGCACGGCGCGUCGUGGGCGACUGGAGCCGCAGGGAGCGGAACCCUCGGGGUUUGGCGGGCGGUCGCUCGACCGCUCGGCCGGGAAAUGUGCGAGCGUCUCCCGUCCGCGGCUCCGCCUCUCGCACCUUUGGACGUCGGUUUGCAAGGAGCCGAGCUGCAAGACUUCUUCGCCUUUUGCUCCGCGUGAUCCAACCGAGGUGGGCUGAUGGAUGCCGGCUGCUGCUGCUGCUGCCGCCGCCGCCGCCGCCAGCGGUGCUGAGGUGAAAGCGGGGCGCUCAGCGACCAGGCGACCGUCGGUGCGAAGGAUGCCCGGGUUGAAGCGGCUGCUGAGAGUCAGGCUGGGCUGCCGCCGAUGCUCCGCCGCGCAGUGCCUCUUCUGGGCAGCGUGCUGGGCGGUAGGGGGCGGCCUCUUCGCCUUCUUCUUCCUGGCGCACGGGGGCGUCUUCUCGGGCCGGUGCACGGACGAGCAGAGUCGCCGGAUCCUGGCCAAGCUGUGUUUUGACUACGGGACGGGCAUGUUGACUGGGGAUCUUUGUGAAGACUUAUGCGUGGCCCAGACUUUGACCUAUAAACGCUGCCUUUAUUAUGACCAGGGGAAAAAGGUAAUCCAAGCUGACUGGAGAGGCCGCCCUGUGAUCCUAAAAUCAAAAAAUGAAAUAUUUUCUAGCUACCAUGGUCUUGGAUUUUUGGAAGAAAUGGAAUCACAGGGAAUUCCGGAAACAGAGCUGCUUCUGAUGGUUGCUUUGGAAGUCAAGAACACAUUGGGUUUGGAAUUUCCUAACAAAACUGUGGGACCCUUGUGGAAAAGAAGUGGCCCACACUGGAAAGCACAGCUGGCUAGUUUGUGGUCUUUACUCCAGCAGGAAGAGUACAUUUAUUUUAGUGUUUUGCAAGACAUCAGUAAACAUGUUCUAAGGGUUAUCGGUUCUUGUGGCCACUUUUAUGCGGUGGAAUAUCUGACAGCCGGACACGCGUGGCAUAGUACGCUUUUCUCCGUGGAAGAUGCCGUUGGUGCUUCCCUCUCUGGGAUUAAACACAAGGCCAAAGCCAUAAUCCAAAUUGCAAUCAGCUUUUUGGAUAUGGUGAAUCAUUUUGACAAUGACUUUUCUUAUCCUCUUCAUCUCUGUGAUAUUAAGCCGGAAAAUUUUGCCAUCCGGAAUGAUCUGACGGUGGUUGCCAUCGAUGUAGAUAUGGCCUUUUUUGAACCUAAAAUGAGAGACAUCCUCGAACAAAACUGCUCAGGAGAUGAAGACUGUGUUUUUUUCGAUUGCUUUUCCAAAUGCGAUCUGAAGAAUGGAAAAUGUGGAGCAGAAAGAGCCAAUACUAACCUUCAAGUCAUCUGUGAUAAAAUAUUUCGCCCCUGGUUCACUCUAAACCUUGGAGGAUCAGCCGUUUCCUUUCCCAUGCAGCUGCAGUUACAGGAGGCUGUGCAUGAUUGUGCACAACCAAGGAUCAAGGAUAUUUCCAAGAUCCAGAGCAAUUCUGCAAAUUCUUUUUCUCAGCUGUACCACUUGCUCCAAGUCAGCCAAAAAGAACUUCAGAAAUCUAGUCUAGCAGAUUCAUCAGUUAUGGCUAUCCAGAAUACAUAGCUUUUUCUUAUUGCUGUUGCUGAAUUAAAUUAUUUUCUACUUAUUUUUUAUUUUACUAUAUUUUGAAAACCACAACUGAGCUUGAUAUAUAUAUAUAUAUUAGAAUGAAAUCCUGAUUUAACAGACUUACAUUCAGUAGACUUUGGAUACAGUGGACCAAAUUUCUAUUUGGACAGCUCCCCUGAAAUAACAGAAGUCUGUUGCACAUAGAUUUGUUUAGAUUAAUUUACACUAAUUUUAAUUUACACAAAUUUUCUCUUAAUUUUAUGAUACAACACUUUAUGCCAUUUGCAUAAUGAUAUCAUUAUGUAAGUGAUGCCAGUCACUGUGAAGAUGUACUUUUGUAUUUAUCAGGCAUUGGGAGUAACAAAUAUAUCCUCCUUUCAUCAAAUGGUACAUUCAGUUGAGGUUUAGCAGUAUUAAUUCUUUCUGAAAUGUGGAAAGCAGUAAUAUCAGCCAAACUAAUACAAGACUCAAUCAUUUACAUUUCAAAGUAUUUAAGGGAGGAGAAAAAUAGAACAUCUUAGUAAUUUAAUUUUACUUCUAAAAUGAAUAGUUGAGGAUGUGACUUGAGUGUUUCAUAAACAUGCUCAAUGAAGAUCUUUGCAAAGAUAGCGUUUCAUAUUUUAACGAACGGCAGUUUUUAAAUAAAUUUAUCAGUUACAGCCUCCUUGUUGCUCAUAUUUAGGUCAAAUUAUUUUAGCUUAACAAAGUUUAGUGAUGGAACUGGAAUAGAGAAUAAAUGCAAUGUCAUAUUGUUGUUAUAUCUGGACCCGCAAGUUGUGUUCUCUGUUUGAGUGAUGCUGUAACACUGAUGGAAUUAACUAGCAACUUUAUGAAGGACAAAUACAUAUAUUUGACACUGUUUACUAGAUUGUAAUCCAAGGAUAGCUUUAAAUCAGGACCAGCUUGUUUUAUGGCUGCAGUCUCUUAUGGUAAACAGGUCUGAGAUGGCAUGACAUUGGUUGGGACCAAAACUCAGUGCUAAUACCCAAUGAUAAAACACUGUUUUUUUCUCUCUCUAACAUCCCAGCCAGUUUCUUAUUUUCUUCAACAUCCUCGUCCUUUCCCAGGCUGGGAAAGCUAUAAAAACUAUAAGUGAAAUAACUUUUAGCAGAAAUCUGACAAAUCUUUUCCAAGUGGUUUUUAAACUUAACUGCUGUGAUGAAGUUGGAUUCUCCUUAUUCAUAAUUCUCCUUAUUCAUGAUUCUCCCACCUGUAUUUUUCCUCUUAUUUGAACCAAUUCCUUUGAACUGCAUAUUCCACAAAAGUGUGAGAGGAGUAGGGGUGAAAUGCUACCGGUUCGCACCGGUUCAGGCAAAUUGCUAGCGGCGGCGGCGAGUGAUUUGGAGAAGCGGUAGCGGCGGCAGCCCACCCGCCCGGACGCUGUUACUUCCUGAUUUGAGGACUACCUGUGUUCAUAAAACAUGCUUCACCUAGUUCAGGGGUGUCAAACUCACGUCAUCAGAUAAGUGUCACAUGACAUAUUGGGACUUUUUUCUCCCUUCACUAAACCAGGCUUGGGUGUGGCCAGCGCAUGACGCAUCUGGCCUGUGGGCCGUGAGUUUGACAACCCUGACCUAGUUACUGGGUUAGCCUGUUUGGUGGGGUUUGUAUCAUGCCUUGACAUGCAAACAAAACCAAGUACUUCCAAAUAAAUAAGGACAGGUUUGCAGCCUGGGUAAAAAAUACUUGUCAAGUGGAGCUUCCUUUUAUUCCUUCCAUAACAUCAUCAUAAAUGAAAUGAAACAGACGUUUUUUCCUAGUUCCAAAGCUUUAAACCAAACUUUUAAAUGAGCAAAUUAUAGUUCUGUGCCAUUACUUAGAAGGCUGCAGUCCUAGCUGAUUUAUCUGUAAGUCAAAAUGAGAUUUAUUUAUGAGGAAAUAGGCAAUAAAAAUACUGGAACAU
Messenger RNA from Pantherophis guttatus, 3523 nucleotides. RefSeq names its product divergent protein kinase domain 1C (gene DIPK1C). NCBI's taxonomy places the organism in Eukaryota, Metazoa, Chordata, Lepidosauria, Squamata, Colubridae. The record is from RefSeq and is a predicted model, not a curated record.